This is a messenger RNA of Labrus mixtus (cuckoo wrasse), 2013 nucleotides long. RefSeq lists its product as uncharacterized. The record is from RefSeq and is a predicted model, not a curated record. The coding region runs from base 89 to 1297 and encodes 402 amino acids. The transcript has 6 exons. NCBI's taxonomy places the organism in Eukaryota, Metazoa, Chordata, Actinopteri, Labriformes, Labridae.
CGAGAGCCUCACCACCUACGAGCCAGUAGGCUAUGUAAACAAGUAAGAGCUACUAGGUGUAUUAGUUUACCUGUCGGUCAAAACAGCCAUGAACGAUUGUAAUUACUGGGAAGAAGUUCAGAAGCCUUUGACUGACUGCUGCUAUGAGGCAGAUGGCUUGGAGUCAGUCUUUCAUAAAUCGAUACUCCAAGUAGACUAUCAUAGGUCGUACCAGUUUAGUUUUAAGUUGACGAGAUCCAUGUAUUGCCGACGCUCCUCCAGAACACCAAAGCCCUCCAGGAAGAUAAUCCCGAGGAGCCCGAGCCCCAAUGAAGAAGUGAUCCAGCGCAGGUGCUUGAGUACGAGACAGAGGAAGACUGUGCUGAAGAAAACUAAAGCCAGCAACAGCGUAGUAAAAACAAAUACGAGAAGAGAUGGAGACAUUCUGGACUUACUCAACAGUACACACAGGUCUAAGAGUGAUACUGAGGAGAAUGAAGGACAACUUGGAGAGGUGACUGAUAGAGGAGUGGACGAGUCAGAUGAAGACGGUGGCUCUGUGAACAGCAGCAUCGCUUCUGGUCCUUCCAUCUUCUUUGAUGUCUCCCCAAAGAAAGCGAGCACGUCGCACUUGUGCUCAAUCUGUCAAAAAAAGUACCAGAACGCUAAAAAGAUGAAAGCCCCAAUCAAGGACAGACUCUUAGACACUGAUCCAAAGUCCCUGACAUGUGACCAAUGGGUUAUGAUCAAGAGCUGGAGACAGAGGAGGCUGCCCAAUACAAGAGGGUACGACUAUGUGGAGAAACUUUUGACCCAUGUCACACUGGUUAAAAGACGACUGAGGUUUAAGACGGGUUUAAAUCAGACUGAGCAGAGUGUGAGAGAGGGAGAAUCAUCAGCCUGCUCGAGGCCGCACACUUUCCUUCAGAGGAACCUCAGACAGUGUGUCAGAGCGCCAGUGAAAAGAGUGAUGAAGAAGAACAGGAGGAAGAGGAAAAGAGACGCUUCUCGUGGCCCACGUGUCGCCAAGCGGCAGCGUCUCCACAGCAACACUCACCGUCGGCUAGUUGGCGCAGGCCGCGAUGAUGUCAACGGUCAUCACACAACCAGCAGUGUCAGCAGCCCGCCUGCUCCUGAGCGUUCCAGCGAUGAAGAAUCGGACACUGUGACUGUUGAGAUAAUUCCAUGUUCGGUCACUCUUGAGCCCAUCAGAGACGCCCCGGCCGCUCAGAAAGCAGCGAAGAAGAGAGGUGGCUUCAGAGACUUGCUCACCCAACUGAGGGGCACCCGCAGCAUGAUCGUCAGAGAAACACAUUAGCAGGACGACGCUCUUUAGUUUUAAUAUACAUUCAAACUGCUGUGUUGUUAUCUCGGGCUGAAGUAGCUUUUUAUAUUUAUUUAAUAUUCAGUGUUUCUGUUCAGGACACCAGUCAGUCCUGGGUCAUGUACAUCAGCACGUUUCUGCUGCUGUUCAAUGCACGUGCUUUUUAAGUAGUUUCUUGAAUAUAAAAAUGAACUUAAUUUAAAGUCUCAUACAACAAGAGAACUGGAUACAGAUGUUUGUUUUCUUCACUUUAUUCCUCAGACUGACCCUGAUUAUAUUAGAUCAACAGUAAACCAGGAUAGCAUCAUCCAGAUAACUUAAGCUGUACUCACAUGCCCUUGUGCAAGGCACCGAACCCCCCCAACUGCUCUGGUGGGCUCCCUGUGUAGCAGCCCCACUCUGACAUGUCUACAUUAAUGAACGUCCACAGGUCCUGUUUGUACAUGCGUGUGAUUUGGGCCCAUGUGUGUGAGUAGCAUGUCCCUAAAAAUAACAGAGUAAACCUGAAUUUACCCUCAGGGAUUAAUUAAGUUGUCAGUGGAAGUGACAGUGUACGGUAUUAUUUCUUGUCUUCGUGUUAACAGUAAGAAAUGUUAUUUAUUUUGGUUUUAUUCACUUCAAAUGUUAUACUGAUAAAUGUACACUGUAUAUUAUUAAGCUGUUAGGGUUUCAGACUCUUCUGUAUGAAUAAAAAAAACUUCACCAAAAUA